GGGACGCGGCGGCGCCGCCAUGGCCGCCCCGCAGCCGGGGCUGCCCCGCGCCGUGCUCCGCUGGCUGCAGAGCCUCGACCUCUCCGUCUGCCCCAGGCACUGCCGGAGGGACUUCUCCAACGGGUACCUGGUGGCGGAGAUCCUGUCGUGCUACUACCCCGGAGACAUCCAGCGCCGCGCCUACGGCAACGGGACCUCGCUGGCGGCCAAGCUCAGCAACUGGUCCCGCCUGCGGCGGUUUUUUGCAAAACAGAAGCUCGGACUUGCAGAGGAAGUAAUAGAUGGAACAAUUCACUGUAAACCAGGAGCAGCAGAAAUUCUGGUGCAAGACAUCUACUCAAGGCUAACAAAUAGACAACUUAAAAGCAUCCAAGAUAGGGAGACUGAUUUUACAGACUACUAUUAUCAGGCACAGUUACCCAUGGCUGCCAGAUCAACCACUUCACAGGCUAUCAAGAAUAACAUUAAGCUAACUGAAAUAAUGAUUGAGCCCAGUGUGAAUGUAAAUAGACAGAAGGUUAAUGCAAUCAUUAAUAUGCACAUGAGAAUGAGAAUGCAAGAGAGGGAAGAGGAUCCACAGCGCUUUAACAUUAAACCAAAUUUGGGACAAUGUGCAGUUCGCCAUCUUUAUUGUACCACAGCCUCUGAGAACACAGUUAGUAUCCUGAAGGAAAAAUUGUUUGCUGCAUCAUAUUCCUCAGAAAUCAGAGACAAAGAUGAUGUUCAUUUUAAAGAAAUCCAGGUGAAACAAGCUGACAGAUUCUCUGUUGCGAUGGAUGAUGUUUGAUAUCUCCAGCAGACUACUGAAAGAACAAGCUGAACCUCAGAAAGAAAUCCCAAAGAGUGGAA
Messenger RNA from Dromaius novaehollandiae (emu), 849 nucleotides. RefSeq names its product spermatogenesis associated 4 (gene SPATA4). The record is from RefSeq and is a predicted model, not a curated record. Gene Ontology annotation, cellular component: axoneme. Lineage: Eukaryota; Metazoa; Chordata; Aves; Casuariiformes; Dromaiidae. The coding region runs from base 20 to 787 and encodes 255 amino acids. The transcript is spliced from 6 exons. Gene Ontology annotation, molecular function: microtubule binding. Gene Ontology annotation, biological process: regulation of cytoskeleton organization.